ACGCGCGCACGCCCAGGGGCGCGCAGGAUUUCCUGCCCGCCCCUAAUGAAGCGCGCCAGCGCUGUCGCUGAGGGUUGCACAACCAAUAAUCGCCCCGCGGCGGGCAGCCCGCGUGUCUGGCGCAGCGCGUGCGCUGCGAGCAUGGGUCGGCGCUCUGCCGUCCGGGGCCGACCGUUUAAUUGGAAACUGGCGCCAGUUGAGGAUGUUUACAAGCGGCUCCCUCGCAGCAAUAGCAGCUGGUCUCGUGCCCACUGACGGCGACCGUGAUGACGACGACGACGCGGGGCACCACCUGACGCUGUCGCAGCGUCCCAGGUAUACCGUUGGGCCGCGGCAGAGAAGGCGCGCGCAUCACGUGGCAAGCCCCGCGCGCUGCCGGACGCACGCCGUCCUGCGCAAGCGCGCAGCGGCGCGCCGAGUUGCGCUUGGAAACGUGCGAUCGUGUGUGUGCUCUCUCUCCUGCGAAAUUCUCUCAAGCUUUUCAGGAAAUCCUAUGGGUACAUACAAGGGUGCAGUGCUGCCGCUUUUGCUGAAGCCAUGUGCAGAGUCUCUUGUCUUCGAGGAAUUUCCUGCUCUGCACAGCUUGACUUUCAGGGGUUCCUUUUCGCGGACUAGGUGGCUCUACAGGAACGCCACGCUCACCGGUGUAUACGAGAAACAGUUCACGCGAAGGCACGUGCGUUGCGUGUACGAGUUUGCAACAGAAGAUGGCGAGCUUCCGUAAGCACUCCGAAGAUUUCAACGUGCAGCGCGAAAGCGCUCGGGCAUUUCAUAUCUAAAGUCCGGACGGAUCCCCGUCUGGUUGAUCCAGUCUCGAGCGACCGUGCGUGCUCCGCCUCUGACACGAUCACGCUGGCACUUCGAACGCAACAGGAGGUGAUUCGCUGUGCCUCAUAGAGUUGAGAAGAAAUAAAGAUGAAUGCUCGAAAUAAAA
Messenger RNA from Rhipicephalus sanguineus (brown dog tick), 934 nucleotides. RefSeq lists its product as uncharacterized. The coding region runs from base 203 to 724 and encodes 173 amino acids. The record is from RefSeq and is a predicted model, not a curated record. Lineage: Eukaryota; Metazoa; Arthropoda; Arachnida; Ixodida; Ixodidae. The transcript has 3 exons.